Phytomonas sp. Hart1 is the source of this 1892-nucleotide messenger RNA. NCBI's taxonomy places the organism in Eukaryota, Euglenozoa, Kinetoplastea, Trypanosomatida, Trypanosomatidae. The record is from the annotation of a GenBank genome assembly.
AUGGAAGAAGAUGCUCUUCGCCAACGCCUCACAGAGGCUAAUACCCAUCUAAGUCAGAUGAGAGAUGAGGAAAAGCGUGUGCUACGUCAGCGACAGCAAGAGCUGAACAACCUGAAGGCAGAGAAUGACAAGCUGCGGGAUCGGUUGGAGGAGCUUCGGAUGCUGGAAUGCAGAUCCUACACGGAGCAAAACACCUUGGAUUCGGGUGGGGCGCAGCUGUCCUCGACGAGGUACCGCACCGCGCGGGACCUUGUUCAGCGAAAGCAAAACGAAUGUGGGAUGGCGGAAUCAAAGCUUGGGCUUACCGAGCGCCACUGGCGGGAGCUCCGCCGUCGACGCGAGCAGCUCCGACGCGAGGCUCUCAACCGCGCCGCCGCCGUGAAGACGGCUGAGCGGCACUCUCGCGAAGAAACCACGCAGACCCGCCAUCGCCUCCGCACACUCGAGCAGUACAUCGAGGCCGAGCUGGAGCGUCUGAGCGGGAUGGCGGGAAGGGCGAAGACUCUCUGGGCGAGCAUCGACGCUCUUCUCAUUGCCGAAGCCAACUUCGAGAAACCCUACCGUUUGUACGAGAAAAACUUGCUCGAUAAGAGAAAGGAGAUGUCGUUUGUUGUCGAAAUUUGUAAUCUUGUGAAUGAAGAACGGCUGACAAAAUUGCACGAGCUUGAGCAGCUAAAGGCAACAGUAGAUGCAGGGAGCGCGAUGUAUAAGCGGGUGAUGGACGAGCUCAACGAAUCCCUCAAGGUGAGCGAAUCACAGAAAAAGGACCACAUGGACAAGGUUUUACAGCUUCAACAAUCGCUGAGGGAGGUUCGGCGUGAUCGAUCUCGCAUUGAGCAAAGCGUCGAGACGUUUAGAGGUCAAAUCUUCCGCAUCGAAGAAACACAGUCAACAACAAGCGUUGUGCAAUCCACACUCACAGGGAAAGAGUCCGAGAGGUUAUUGGAGGUCGGGGCGACAGCAGUGAAUGACACUUCUGAAGAGGGUUUACCGAAUUUUAAUGACUAUGAGGGGAUCUACGAGCAUUUAACGCAAAUUGUCGGUUCCGACAAUAUUGAAGAUGUGAUAGGUUUCCUACACAACUGUAAUGAAAUGCGCUUUCAGCUCUUUUCUGAGCUGAAUUAUCUAAACGAGCAAAUCCGCGAGAUCGAUCAGAAACGGCGGAAGCUGACGGUAGUCGCGCCAACGGAAAGCGCACCACCAGAUCCCGCGCGUGUGAAACGGGUAGAACUGCAGGACCGGCUAAACGCACUGAAACUCGAAACAAAGACUCUACAAGAACGCUCCGACGACUACGACGGGUUGGUAAACAAUCUUGUGGGGUGGGUCCAAUUCCUAUUUUACGCUCUAGGCUGCCGCUUGGCGACGUUGCGAGAACGGGCUGGAGUAGAAAAAGUGUCAGUGGGAACAGUCUGCGAGGCCCUCGCGCUGAUCGACCAACGCCUGGAAGAGUACCUUGUGGUUUUCGCGCAAAAAGAACAUCAAACGCAUAAACAUCAGCAAAAUGGGUCACAGUCAUCUUUCUCUCUCCACAAUGCUGAGUUAACUCGUCCACAAAGAAGUGGCUCUGCGCUAACUAUUUUGCAUCGCACGGACCUCCCAAAAAAAGAGUACAAUGUGGUGCGCAAUAUCGUCGAAGGGAAGGCACUACCGCGAUCUAACAUACCAUCUAAACUAGAAUAUGAGGAAAAUACGCAUGAAAGUAAGGAAAAUCAAAUACUUCGUUAACCUAAAGGAUUUCUCUUAUUAUUACUAUAAAUAGUGACCGAAACUUUAAAAAUUAGAAAAGUCAAUGAAACUGAAAGACAAACAUGUAAGCUAUCGAAGGAACAGUGCUAGGGACCAAGUUUCCUAAUAGGUGUAGAUGGUUAUUUAUUUCAAAAGAAGAAAAA